AUGAGCACAAAUGAGCCGGACCGAACUUGUAAAUGCGAGCACGUUUUGGAAUACUGCAAUUUUCUCCAGAUUAUGGCGGAUUAUUCUAUUGGGGAGAGAAUAUUGGAAGAUCGUUUGUAUGAAGCAGAGACGAGUCGACCAUGCGAGCCUGAACACGUCUUGAAUUUGAAACACGGCGUGGUUCGGGAAGCAUAUGAGUUGUUCCUCACGCACUUCGGACAAAGCCAUCUAAAUGAGCUGAAGGCUGCAGUUGCUCCUGGCCGAGUAAAUUUGAUUGGAGAUCACGUCGACUAUUGCGAUGGCUUCGUUCUUCCAAUGGCCAUACCGCUCUACACAGCUGUUCUGGGACGGUUAGCAAGUGAUCAACGACGAGGUUUCACUAAUAUCUUUUCGUCUCAGUUCCCUAGUCCUAUAAUUGUACAUCAACCAUACCAUCGAAUUAAUCCUGAAGCUGCGGCAUGGGGUCGCUACAUUCAAGGUAUUCUCGCGUUAACCCAAUGCGAGCUGUGCUUUGACCUCGUUAUUCACUCAACAAUUCCUAUGGGAGGUGGGCUGAGCAGUUCUGCUGCAUUGGAACUCGCUUCUUACUACCUCAUCUCACAAUUCAUGCCGAAUCCACUUCCAUGUGGAGUGGUAAGUGCGCAGCUCUGUUGUCGUGCAGAGCACGAAUUUGCUGACGUGCCGUGUGGAAUAAUGGACCAAUUUGUCAUUGCUCUCGCCGAACAUGGCCAUGCAAUACGGAUAGACUGCAGGCAAUUAACGUAUGAGUUGAUACCAAUGAGCAUAGCCCAUGAUACACUAUUUCUCAUCACCAACAGCGGAGUUCAUCACACUAAUGCCGAUGGUGAAUAUGCGAUGCGGCGAAAAAUGGUUGAUGAUGCUCUGAAAGUAUUUGGCGUCAGCUCCUGGCGCGACGUUACCCAUGAAAUCAUACGAGAAAAAGCGCCUCUUCUCAAUGCUACCACGAUCGAUUGUGCUCAUCACGUUGUUGACGAGAUUGAUCGAACAGUAAAAGCCAGCGAAGCUUUGCUGGAUAACGAUAUCACCCAUUUUGGCCGUUUCAUGUGCGAAAGUCACUAUUCCCUGAAAGACAAAUAUCGAGUUUCGUGCCCAGAAAUUGACGAGUUAGUGUCUAUGGCGCUAUCAUGUGAAGGUGUUUUUGGAUCAAGAAUGACAGGUGGAGGGUUUGGUGGCUGCACGGUGACACUGGUUCGAAAAGAGAACGUUGAUGACGUCAAGAACUAUAUAAAGGAAAACUUCAAGAGCGGAACCCCGACUUUUUACGAAAGUGAGCCGGUAUCGCAUGCUUGUGCUGUAAAACUCGACUUCCUCUCAAGUCUGUGA
Messenger RNA from Ostertagia ostertagi, 1344 nucleotides. NCBI's taxonomy places the organism in Eukaryota, Metazoa, Nematoda, Chromadorea, Rhabditida, Trichostrongylidae. The record is from the annotation of a GenBank genome assembly.